This is a messenger RNA of Austrofundulus limnaeus, 585 nucleotides long. RefSeq names its product G2/M phase-specific E3 ubiquitin-protein ligase. The record is from RefSeq and is a predicted model, not a curated record. NCBI's taxonomy places the organism in Eukaryota, Metazoa, Chordata, Actinopteri, Cyprinodontiformes, Rivulidae. Gene Ontology annotation, molecular function: ubiquitin-protein transferase activity.
GUUUGUAGAGGGCUUCAAGACUCUUGGGCUACUGAAAGAGCUCCAGAAAAACCCGACUGUUUUUCACGACAUGUUGGUGUGUGAGGAGAAAGCCCUUACAGCCAGGGACUUGAGUGGCCUUUUCACUGUGGCCUAUUCUGCUCAGGGCAGCAAUCGGCGAGCUCUGGAGAAUCAGUUGGUGUGCUUUUGGAGAGACUGGCUGAUUAACAUUGAAGGUCUGCUUUUUGAAUUUUAGUUCAUUUUUAAAGAUUAAGACUUACUUUGCACAAUACAACAAAACUGGGGAAAUGACUUCCGGAUCGGACCACCAUCAUGAUGGUCGCAUAGCGAGAGGGCUCCUGGUCGAACCAGAAUAAUUAGAGAAAUUCCCCCCUUUUAACUCAAGCAAAUAUACCAAUAUAAUAACUUAAAAGGGGGGUACGAUCAUAUCGUACCACUACGAGAAAUAAACGCCAACAGAAAUCAGGUGAGCGAGAGAGAAGAGACGUGGCAACAAUUAGCAGCUAGCGGAUUGAAGCUAACAAGCCACGAGGAGCAGCGUCUAAAGAUGACGACACCAAACUGAUCUUGCAAGAACUAAAAGGG